Messenger RNA from Cetraspora pellucida, 624 nucleotides. Lineage: Eukaryota; Fungi; Glomeromycota; Glomeromycetes; Diversisporales; Gigasporaceae. The record is from the annotation of a GenBank genome assembly.
AUGGAAACUUCUAGUUCUGCGUGUACUGACUGUGGAAAAAAGAAGCCUAUUAGCGAAUUUACAAGAAUCAGAACAACUGGCAAAAUGAAACAAUUUCGAACAUGUAAUAGCUGCUAUAUUAGAAAAUCUAAACCUCCAAAAAAUACCAAAAAAAGACAGUUAGAAAUUAAUGAAAAUGAAGACCAAGAUAAUGAAGGUCAAGAAACUGAAAAUGAUGAAAAUGAAGACCAAGAAAACAAUGAUCUAGAAAUAAUAGAUCCAACAAACCUUUAUGAUCAUUUCACACAGCUUUUAAAUACAUAUUUGAUGCAACCUAACGACGAUUCAGGAAAUGUGUUGCCAUUCCAAUUUCAAUGUGGGAUAGACAUAUCAACAUUUGAUGGGUCAGAAAAGGAAGUUGUAAAUGAAUUGGUUGAAUUAAUUGAAGGUGUGGACGAAUUCUCAUGGAUAGCCGUAAUGUCUCGAUUAGCAAGUAAUAAAGAAACUAGAAGCUCUACGUUCAAUCCAUUAUCCGAAUUUGGAACUCGGUUCCCAUUCGAAGAAUCAACUAAAGAGCAUAAAGAAUUCCAUAUUGAGCUUGUCUGGGACCUUAUCAAAUUUGCAAAUAAUACUGAUAGUGUUUAA